Messenger RNA from Ceutorhynchus assimilis (cabbage seed weevil), 3927 nucleotides. NCBI's taxonomy places the organism in Eukaryota, Metazoa, Arthropoda, Insecta, Coleoptera, Curculionidae. The record is from the annotation of a GenBank genome assembly.
GUUCGGCACUCUCAAAAAACAAUCGAAAAGCCACUUGAUGUAUGGGAUAUCAAGUGCUCACUCUACUUGUAUGGUCGGUUUAGGAGACGUCUCGGGAGAACACUACCUAAUUCAUUCCCUUCAGAAAUGUCUCCACGACUUCCUCAUACUACAAUGCUACUACUAAAAUCACAAAAUCGAUGGAAAAACAAAGCCCAAACUACAUCACCCAGACCACUUUAAAAUGGAAUUAAAAGUCCAUCAACUAUCAGCUUAACAAUGAAGCGAUAAUAUGUGGACGACACACCUAAUUGAUUAUCAUUAUCGCUUUAAAGACGAUUCGAGAUAUUGUGACGGACAGAUGAAAGACAAACGUGAGAGACAAAAUGUUGAAGCAUAUCACAAACGGAGAUAUCGCAAACCGAGGCUCCCGUCCCGAUAGUUCUAUAAUAAUGGAACCUAGAGACACCCAGCCCCAUAGGUUUCGUUCUCCAAAUGCGAAUAGUUCUAAAAUAUCAACACAGCAGUUUCCGCUCAAUGCUUCUCAACUGUCGCAACUUCAAAGCUGCACACCAAAUCUGGACAACUCCAAGCACUCCAUUUAUAGUAACGCAGCUGUCUUUUCCCCCGGAAAUAAAAUCCUCAAUGGAGACGUUAAUAUUUCUAGGAUCAGAGACAAAAAUUCCGCCAACAAGCUCACAACAAAAACAAAGGAACUUGGCGUUAAAGAAAUGUUAGUCAGUUUAGGAUUAUUGUGUUUAGUUAGUCUUCUUUUAGCCUUGUUAUCGUUAAUUUUUCUUCUCAAAAUAUCACCGGUUACAGCAAAUGAUAUAAGAGAACUCUUACGUGCAGAACAACUCACGAUAAUAACGGCAGAAGAGUAUGUGGUAGUGUACGAAGUUACUUUAGCAUUAUGUGCUUUAACAUUGUCUUUAAAUUUGUGCUGUCUUCUGGUGUGCGCCAUACAGUUCCUGUUCGCAGUUAAACUUGUUAAAAGUCCUCAUGGUGGAAAUGACAGGGCGAACAAGUACCUUCAAAAAUCAUCAGUCAGUAGAGUUUGCGCAGUUGGUGGUUUCUUCAUUUCAAUUCCAGUAUUUUUAACAGGCGUAAUACUUUACACUUUCAUCCAGUUCCAUUCGACUCCAGCCAUAGUGACUAGCGUGUUCAUAGGCCUAGGCAUCGUAUUCUGUGGUUGUGCAAUGGUUCACAACGUUUUUAUAUGGCAAAGAGAAAAAACAAACGCUGUCAAGGAAUUAGCAUUACAAGACACUUCUCAACAUCAUAAUUUCUUUCAUAGCAUUACUUCUCAGCCUUUCCAAACAAAUUUAAAUCAGUCACAUGUUAGCAAUUUUAAUCAUAGCUUUGGCCAUCCCCUGGCUAGUAUACAUAGUAACGGGCCUUAUGUUAUAAGGACUUCUACUAGCACCCCACCUACAGGAGAGAAUAUUAAUAAACAUCUUAGAGAAACUAGUGGUAGUGUUAGUCCUGCAAUGGUAGCUAAUACUAUUGAUAUUAGUAGUGUAGGUACUACAAACAAUAGUCCACAUGAAUUAUCUACUCUGGUGUAGCAUGCAUAAUCAUCCAAAAAUUUAUUUGGAAAGGCUAAUACUUAUAUCAGGAUUUAUAAGAAUUUAUGUUUGUGGGGAUCCAACGAUUCAGCGCACUACAAUAAUAAUUAGGUGCUGGCACAAUUCAGCUUAAGACAAUAAUUGAGCGUAAAUACAAUUUAGCUUAAGGCAGUUUAAGGCACUUCUCAGCCUCUGCACGCAUUGUUACUUAUCUUAUCACAAAACAAGAAUGUGAAUGAAAUUUAAUCAAAAGAUCAUUCGAGAAACUGGCCUCACUAAUGCGGUAACCAUUGGGUAAACAAAGUCGAUUAAGCAAAACUGAAAGUGCUCCAAUUUUGAAACAAGGAUAUCAAAUAUCGAAGAUCGAACCAAAGUGAAAAAUCAUUUUGCAACCCAUUUGGAGGUCGGAACAUUAUUUAAAAUUGAAGCAAUUUUCUAAAGGACAAUCAUUUUACCCUGGAUAUUCUAGAAGAAAAAAAAACCUCAAAUAUUUCAAUAGAGAAGCUGGAAAAAAGAAAUUUUCCUAUAAUCAACAAAUGUUUAAUAGAGUUAAUUAUCUGAAAUAUGUACUCUUGCUCUAUUGUGGCCAGCUACCUACCUAUUAUUAAUAUAAUUAAUAGGUACUUUAGAGACAUGAAAUUAAACACCUUUGAUUAGCCAGAAAUUCGUUUUACUCCUAGAAACCAUAAGAAGAGGACUCACAAUUUUAUUUCAAAAAAAAUAAAUCAGAAGGUUAUUUAAAGAGUGAUCCACCUCACCUAUACAAGUAGAAUAUUGCAUAUCUUUUCAAAUUAAACUUUAUGUAAUAUUAUCAUAGCACACAUAAUAAAAAUUAUAAAAACAUUUUAAACUGGUUCCACAUUACAUAUUCAUUAACUAAAUACAAAAAGUAUCCGGAUACGAUAUGCCUAAAGCUUUUACCAAAGAUCCAUCUAAAAUCUAAUUGAUAUUUUGUUUCAACAAUGUAUACUUAAUCCUGAUGAAGUUAUAAAAAGUGCGCUGAAUUAUCUCGCUCUACGCUGAAUAAUUACUAGAAUACAUAAUUGUCAAGUAUCAUAUGCGCUUAAUUGUAUUACGCUUGGCAUGCCAAAAAUUGAAUUGAGUAACGUUUAUUUUGUCAAUUUAAAAUUAGAAUAAAUUUUUCAAAUGAGGAAUCAAUAUCAAUAUGUGGGAGGCACCUAUAUUCAAUGUACAUUUUCUUUCCUAUUUUGAUGGAAAUUACCUAAUUUUUAUGUAAAUAUCAAAUAGGUACGUAAUGAUUUGUAAAAUCAUUUUAGAGAUAAAAUUGUAAGUAUGUUACAAUGUGAAAAUAUUUUAAAUCUCGCGCAGAGAAAAAAUCGACCAACAUGCAUAUUAUCAAAGUUUACAGAACUAAAAAUAAUUAUUACAAUUCGGUAGACUUUGAUAUAAGGUACCUAGAGUAGACAUAGAUGAAGCAUUUUGGUUGUUUAGGUGGGUGUACUAUUACAGGACGAAUCAACCAGAAAAAUGUUAAUUUACCGCUCAAUUUCCAACGUCCUUCCAAAUCAAAGCGUUGAUAUAGGUAAUUAACUCCAGUAGUACCUAGGGGAGAUUUUCUCAAAAUAAUCGUUUCAAUCGAAAUAAAUCCUAUGCCUUUAACCCUUUCAGUACGGCUGACCGAUAUAUCUGCCACAUACAAAUUUGACACACAGACGGCUGGCCGAUAUAUGUGACAUCGAGUUAUUCAUGCUCCAUGGACUAAUAUCACAUAUUUCAGACAAAUGUGAAAAAUCAAUUUGCUGUACAGACUACUGACCGGAUAAUCGGCCACACAUAUCCAUGCCACGCCAUGAACGACCGAAAUAUACGACAGUCGUCGGGGUGGCAAGUUUAGUGAGUAAAUAGUAUCAUUCAAAAUGUCGACAGAGGAGCAGCCAGGACCUUCAAAAAAGCGGGUUAGAGUGCAAAAUGAUUACGAUAAUAGUUAUUGCGGAUUGGAUCAACGUGAGGUACUCCAUAUUAAUGCAUUGCUCAAAAACAAUGCAGGCAGAUAUAUAUGACACCCGUCUAUCCGGCAUGCAAAAAACUGCCGUCCACACGCCAAAACAAGUGAAAAUACUGCCGUCCUGAAAGGGUUAAGAGCUAUUUAAUUCAAAGGACAUCAGAUAAUGUAUAAAAAGUGCCAUUUUGUAUUUUUCAAAAUUUAAUGUCCUGUGAGGAAACCAGUCUUGCCAGCAAAAUAAAAAUGGGUGUUUUAAAAAUCAAAGAAUCUAGUACAAAAUAAAUUAUUAUGAACGCUUAAAAUAUGUCUUAUUAGGAUUAAACUUACUUUAUGUCCUAGUAUGUAAAAACUAUUUUUAUAUUAUAUGUAUGUAUAUAUAUAUAAAAGUAUUUUUAAUAAAGAUUUUUAGUACUUUCC